This is a messenger RNA of Stegastes partitus (bicolor damselfish), 1565 nucleotides long. It is a transcript of the gene pde3b, whose product is annotated as phosphodiesterase 3B. The transcript is spliced from 4 exons. The annotation marks the transcript as partial. The record is from RefSeq and is a predicted model, not a curated record. Lineage: Eukaryota; Metazoa; Chordata; Actinopteri; Pomacentridae.
UAGGCGGCGACAGAGAGCGCCGUUUCUGUAAAAACAACAUCUCACCUUCUUUCUUCAGUCCAAGUGCUGGAGCACGUUUGAGUGACCAUGGAGUGCGUUUGCUGUCAUGUAGUUGAGCGUUAAUACGGCGUGAACAGCAGCGGAGCGGGGGGACUGUUAGCGCGGACACCAGGAGCCUCGGGUCGAGCCAUGGCUGCACGGGAGGAAGGAGAGGUUCUGCACGGCAAAACACGGCACCACGACGGAGCUGCUGCUGCCUCUGCCGCCGCCGCUGCUGCCGCUGCUGGAAGUGUAAACAGCUCGGAGGGCUUCAGGAACGGCUAUGUGAAGAGCUGCGUCACCCCCCUGAAACAGGACCAUCACAGGGGCUUUUUGUUGAGCGUGUGCAGGUUUUGCAACGAGGACGUUCUCAAUUCCAAACUGCUGAAGGUCUCUGCCCUGUACGUCGGCGCGUUCGUCGCCUUCGCGGUCUCUCUGCUCAUUUCUAGGAGCUUGCAAAGUGACUCGCUGUGGGAUUUGCGGACUUUCCUGUCGGGCUUCUCCCAGUCCAUCAGCCCUCUGUUCAGCAUAGGAUGUGCUUUCUUCUUCCUCACGUUCUACCUGCGCAGGAGAAAGAAGGAGAGCAGCAAAUGUUGGCUCCUGUCACUGCCAGCGUCGUGCUACCUCGGGGAUUUUUUGGUUUUGCGCUUCUUGCAAUGGGGAGAGGAGCAGCACCAGAUGCAAAUGGUGGGCAGGUUGUUAUUCGUGCUGGGAUGUGUGGGUCUGCUCACGCUCAUCCCGACGCUCAAACUCAAACACAGCGUCCUCAUCCUGGUGUUCGCCAGCGUCGUGUGGCUGGUGUCGUUCACAAGUUUGAGCGCUCUGCCCGCGCUGCUCAGACCGCUGCUCGCCUGCGCCGCCGGGGUCUCCGGCUCGCUGCUGGGGCUCUGCUUCGACCGCUACUACCCGUCGAGGGAAGCGCCGAGUGGGAUUUCCAGCGCCGAGGAGAAGGUGCCCGUGAUCCGACCCAGGAGGAGGUCCAGCUGCGUGUCGCUGGGGGAGACGUCCACCAGCUAUUAUGGCAGCUGUAAAAUGCCCCGCAGACCCUCGUUGCCCUGCAUAUCCAGAGAACAGAUGAUCCUGUGGGACUGGGAUCUGAAACACUGGUACAAGCCGCAGUAUCAGGGUGCGGUGAGCGGCAACGGCGUGGACCUGUCGGUCAUCAACGAGGCCAGAAACCUGGUGUCGGACCUGCUGAUGGACUCGUCUCUGUCCCCGCACACCAUCUCGUCUCUGCGCAGCGUCUCCAGCCUCAUGGGGACGUUCUCGGGGUCGUGCCGCCCCAGGGUCAACCCCUUCACCCCCUUCCCGGGUUUCUACUCCUGCGAUGAGGUGGAGGACUCCGUCGAGAGGAGCGACAGGAAAACCAUCAAGGGUCUGAGCAGCAGGAACAGCCUCCCCACCCCUCAGCCCAGGCGGAGCUCCACCUCCUCUGCGUCCUCCCUCCUCCCUCCUCUGGACUCCGCCCCCUCGCGCUGGGAACGUAACAACGGCAAGAGACCCCACCCUGACCUCAACUUGACCAG